Pyricularia oryzae 70-15 is the source of this 483-nucleotide messenger RNA. RefSeq lists its product as uncharacterized. The record is from RefSeq and is a predicted model, not a curated record. The transcript is spliced from 3 exons. Bases 1 to 483 code for a protein of 160 amino acids. Lineage: Eukaryota; Fungi; Ascomycota; Sordariomycetes; Magnaporthales; Pyriculariaceae.
AUGUCGUUCACCCCGGCCAGACAGCUCUUUUGGGCCCCGGCGGAGACCGUCUGCCGCAUCAUCCGGUCCGUUGCUACUGGAAUUCGCCAGGCUGGCUGUUCCGGGAGUUUGAGGACUGAAUCCCCACGAGUGGCAGCGGACGAGAGCGGAGAGCGCCUUCAACGACUGGCUUCUGACACAGUGAAAGACUCCGCCUUCUUGUGGACUGAGCUUUGGGAUCUGCUCAUAGCCAUCGAGGGACCACUCCAGCCGUACGAAAAGACGCCAACGCCUUCGGAAGUAGGUGGUUCGGGGGCCAAAGAGUUGCAACAACCGCCAGCCCUGAAAUUUGAAGACGAAAAAGACGGCCCGGAAGCUACAGGAGGAAACAAGAUUCUGGAAGAGUACGGCAUCGGCAUGACCAUCCACCCCCAGCACUCUGCCGACUCGAAGAGCCGUGCUGGCUCGAUUGGAGCGUUUGCGGGCACAGCAAGAAUAGUCUGA